AGUUUUUGAGGAAAAAUAUAACUUCUUUUAAUUAGUUACAAACAAAGAGGAUAAAAGAAGUAUUAAAAUUAUAUGAAUAGCUCAGGUGGCUUACUGCCGCCAAUGUCACCAACUCCACUAUUCCCUUGGCUGCUAAAUGCUCCAAAACCACCACCUGAAGCAGCUCCAGCAAAUCCCCCAUUUGAAGGAACAGCACCGGCAAAUCCUACACCAGAAAAUCCACCACCAGUGGAUGCAACACCAGCAAACCCUCCACCAAUGGCAGUGUUAGUAGAACUACUUCCAGCAAAUCCACGACCAAAAGCACUGGGAGGGGAAAAACCACUUCCAGGUAAGGAGUGGACGAAAACGCAAAUAAGAAAGAUAACAGAUCAAGUUUUUGAAAAAGUACAGAAUCAAAAGGAAAGUGAUAGGUUGAGUUUUGAAGAACUGUAUAUUGCUGUUUUACUCGUGUACAAUGAUAUCAACAAGUAUAUACCUGGUCCCCAUGUUGACCCUCCAUCAAAAGCCAGAGUCGAAGAAGUCAAAGAGAGCUUCCGAUCUUGGAACUUCGUUCCGUGUAGUUGUGCCGUCGUCGCUAUCCGGCCACCGUCCCUGCCUCUAUCGUCGGUUGGGGUCAUUGAUAAGGCAGAAAGGUGCGCCCAACUCCGGCGACCAUAAACGUCGCUGCACAGUUGCCACCGCUGCUGUCUGACCAUCACCGCUGCCGCCGUCGUCGGUUGGGGUCGUUGAUAGGGCAGAAAGGUGUGCCAACUCCGACAACCACAACGCCGGAAGUCGCUUCAUGAGAGGAGCCGCCACGCGCCUCCACCGUCACCGGCGCCACAGACAGAGUCGCUGGAGCCUCUUGAGUCUGUUCCUAGGGUUUGUAACGACCCCGUUUGAUCUUUUCUUGAGUAGAUCUGGGCUUUUAAGUUCUGCUCCUUUUUUUUUCGGUGUGACCCAUAUGUCGUCAUUGUCUUGGAGACUCUCAUUGCGUUCUACGAGAUGUCUGAAGCAAAAAUUAUUCCUUUGAACGCAAUGAAUCAAUCAAUGAGUAAGCCCUCUGGAUCAUGUACUCUGUCCAUAAAAGGUAAGAUUUGCCUCAAUACUGUUGAUCAUGUGUCUCAAGGUAUUUGGAUCCUUGAUUCGGGUGUAACUGAUCAUAUGACACCUUUUAGUGUUUCCUUCGACUCAUAUGGUAAAGGAAAUAAAUAACCGCUUAUUAGAGUUGCGAAUGGUCAGGAUAUACCCAUAUGCGGCUCUAGGAAUAUAAUUUUGGACUCAUCUAUUGUAUUGAAGGAUGUUUUACAUGUUUCUCAAUUAACUAACAAUCUUAUCUCUAUGCAAAAACUCACAAAGGAUUUAAAUUGCUNAGUAACAUUUUUUCCAACUUAUUGUGUU
Vigna radiata var. radiata (mung bean) is the source of this 1383-nucleotide messenger RNA. RefSeq names its product formin-like protein 2. The transcript is spliced from 4 exons. The record is from RefSeq and is a predicted model, not a curated record. Bases 73 to 660 code for a protein of 195 amino acids. NCBI's taxonomy places the organism in Eukaryota, Viridiplantae, Streptophyta, Magnoliopsida, Fabales, Fabaceae. Gene Ontology annotation, molecular function: calcium ion binding.